Molecule: messenger RNA, 1574 nt
Organism: Electrophorus electricus (electric eel)
Lineage: Eukaryota; Metazoa; Chordata; Actinopteri; Gymnotiformes; Gymnotidae
Gene: rab32a
Product: RAB32a, member RAS oncogene family
Biological process (GO): phagosome-lysosome fusion; endosome to lysosome transport
Cellular component (GO): Golgi apparatus; late endosome; trans-Golgi network
Molecular function (GO): GTP binding; GTPase activity
Source: RefSeq, a predicted model, not a curated record
UGGUUGUCCGGUAGGAGGAGAGGAGACUAUGCUUUCUGUUUGAUCAUCUCGUUCCCAAAUAUAAAGCCGUCUUCGUCGUACUUCUGCAAACGUACGGAAAAGGGAAGUGGGUGUCGAAAGUUGUCGAAAGGGUCUCUCGCCACUCUUAUUUUCAUAGUUUCAUUAGCAGUAUGGCUGGCGGGUCGGUGUCGGAGUGUAAGGAAUAUUUGUUCAAAGUUUUGGUGAUUGGGGAACUGGGUGUAGGAAAGACGAGCAUCAUCAAAAGAUACGUUCACCAACUUUUCUCCCAGCAUUACAGAGCCACAAUUGGUGUCGAUUUUGCCCUCAAAGUUAUCAAUUGGGACAGCAAAACAUUGGUUCGACUGCAGUUAUGGGACAUUGCAGGUCAAGAGCGAUUUGGGAACAUGACCAGAGUGUAUUACAAAGAGGCAGUGGGGGCAUUUGUUGUCUUCGACGUGACCAGGAGCUCCACGUUCGAGGCUGUGUCCAAGUGGAAGCAUGACCUGGACAGCAAGGUGAAGCUGGCCAAUGGUAGCCCCAUCCCAGCUGUCCUGCUGGCCAAUAAGUGCGACCAGAAGAGGGACUGCUCUAGCAACGCCUCCCUCAUGGACAGCUUCUGCAAGGAGACUGGCUUCCUAGGCUGGUUUGAGACAUCAGCCAAGGAGAACAUAAACGUGGAGGAAGCUGCUCGCUUUCUGGUGGAGCACAUCCUCCUCAACGACCAGGGCCUCCCAUACGAGGAGAGCAUCAAGCUGCACGAAGAGCCCAUGGUUGCAACGAGCAAGUCCGGCUGCUGCUAGCACCCUGUUUCUUUCAUUAAAGGGCAGGGAGGAAGGGUCUGAGGGACUGAGACCCCAGAGUUACCAAAUUUCCCCCCAUCCCCACCCCCCAAUCUUGGUACCUCCUCCCCAGGCUCCUCACCGCUCACCCCGAAAUCAGCAGCACAAGUGCACAAUCCUGGCCCACAAGUCUUGGCUCUCCAGGAGUGAAACCAUAGCUGUGAGGAUGAUUCUGUGUGAAGUUACCACUCCAUCUCUCUCUGUCUCUCUACCUGUCUCUGACUCCCUAUGACUCCAAAAGUUGUUUCUCUGAGAACUUCAUCUUUGUAGCAAGGGAUCCAAAAGGGUCAAUCAAUUGAAAUUUUUUUUUUCUUUCUUUUUUUCAUUGAAAUGAAAUGUAAUCCUGUAGGUGUCAUAGGAGGGUGUUACCAAGUACAUCUUUCUUUUAGAUGCAAUUUAAGAUAGUGCUCAUAAGAUGUUCUCAAUUUUCCACAAUGUUAUAUAGGCCAUAGCUAUCAGCGUGCCAGCUGGUGACAUUUGCCAAUGAGGCUUGGCCCUGGGAAAAGUUCUUUCAGGAAUCUUGCUGUCUUUCUCAAAUGAUACUGAAGAAAGACUUUAAAAUAAAAGUUUAAAAUUUUACCUCUCUCUCUCUCUCUCUCUCUCUCUAUCUAUCUAUCUAUCUAUCUAUCUAUCUUUUUCUUUUUCUGUUUACUUAUCGCAAUCAGUUGCCUUCCAGACUUCACCAAUAAGAAGCUUAUUACACAGAAGGACAUUAUCCAUUAUCAAGGAGGAAAG